AUGUCAAGCGAAUCUUUUCUCAGGUACAGGUCUGUGUCAGACCCAGAAUCUUCUGACACAGAGUCUGGGUAUACAUCAACAGAUACCAACGACAGCACCGAGACCGUAAUGCCCUUCAGACCCAGCCCAUGUGUUGCCGAGACAGCGCCGCAUAAAAGGACAGAGGAGUUUUUCAACAUCGCACCUCAAUUCCGUGAAUUUUGUGUUCCUCGCCCUGGUGCCACUAGCCGAUCUCUAAAACGUGUCAGUGAAUCAUACGGCAAAUGGGAAAAGUAUCUUCCUGAAAAUUCCCCAUAUACUCACGCUGUCAGUCCCUAUUUUUCAAAUGACAGAGUUGGAAACAACAUCGUGCAAUGCUUUCCCUCGUGGACGAACGGAGCGUACGUUUUGCAAUGGGCAUCGCCUGUCGAACUUGAAUUCCUCGGAUUUCAGAAAGACGGCUCUUAUGCGUCCUCAACUUUCGCUAGUAAGGAUGAACAUUGUUUAGAGAGAGCUUGUUCGAGCACUAUAUCCGACGAAGACGCACUGUGUAUUCUUAUGAUGCGUCUGGGUGCGAUAUACCUGCCGUGGUAUGACCGUGAAAACGGUGGAAUGGAAAACACAACAAGAUACGUGAGCGUAUCUUCUCUUUUAUCACUCAGCCCAUGUCGACGGAUGAUUGGAUGGCCUUAUGGUGCCGGAGAAGUGGGUUCCCACGCGUGGGUGCUAGACUUGGUGCCGAUGGCCAGUGUCGGACUUGGUUGCUCGGCGAUUCCAAUUGAUGAUAGGUUCUGGAAAAUUCAGAAUGCUACGACCAUGGAAGAACGAUGUGAGGAAAUUAGGAGGUUGGGUGGAAAGUUGAUAAGUGACGUAUAA
Talaromyces rugulosus is the source of this 855-nucleotide messenger RNA. RefSeq lists its product as uncharacterized. The transcript has a single exon. Bases 1 to 855 code for a protein of 284 amino acids. The record is from RefSeq and is a predicted model, not a curated record. Lineage: Eukaryota; Fungi; Ascomycota; Eurotiomycetes; Eurotiales; Trichocomaceae.